Molecule: messenger RNA, 921 nt
Organism: Haemonchus placei
Lineage: Eukaryota; Metazoa; Nematoda; Chromadorea; Rhabditida; Trichostrongylidae
Source: the annotation of a GenBank genome assembly
AUGUCCGAACAAAACACUGCCUUUGGACUGAUAUCGGCAACUUUAGCCACUGCCCUUUAUGGGUCUUGUUAUGUGCCAGUGCGAUGGUUCGAAGCUGGGGACGGUAUGUACUUCCAGUGGUUAAUGUGCAUAGGCCAAUUGCUAGCAGGCGUUGGCUUUCUAGCCCUUACUGACUGGCCACCGAUUUAUCCCCUCGCAAUGCUUGGCGGAAUGUUCUUUGCAGUUGGAAAUGCGCUCACCAUCACAAUAAUGGAUGGUAUAGGAAUGGCUGUAGGCUCGUUACUGUGGAAUACAGUAACUUGCGUAAUAGGUUGGGCUGUAUCCCGAUUUGGAUUAUUCGGGAGCCUUAAAAAAGUACCGUACGACAAUGUUAUGAACAUCAUCGGUGUGAUAGUCGUCUGUGUUGGGAUAGCUAUGAAGAGGGUUACCAACAGGCUGCUAGUUCUAUUGACCUCGCCUCCGAAUUGCCUUUUGAGGCUAUGUUGCUGCAUCGUCAAAAGCCGCUGCUCUCCACUUGCGCCAAAAAAAAGUGAAACCGGUGGUGGCUCGCUCACCUAUACAACGUUUUUCUUCUCUUUCUGCCUGGGAGCUCUAGUCACAUCAACCAUUAUCUUCUCAUGUUAUUCAGUUUACAGAAGGAAUCGACCAUUCAUCAAUCCUGAGCUAACUGCCCCUUCUCUGCUAUCGGGUUUGAUGUACGGAACCGCGACAUGUUUCUUCUUCUCUGCUAACCAGCAUCUUGACCCGAUUGUUGCCUAUCCAAUUCUUGCCAAAGCGCCUGGUAUUGUUUGUGCACUAUGGGCAAUCUUGCUUUUCAAAGAAAUUAAGGGUCGUUGGGACGUUUUGCAUUUGUUCGCCGGCAUAUGUGUUACCUUGAUCGGUAUUACGUUGAUCACAGUGUCAAAGGUUAAAUUAUUUUAA